GUAUACUAGUCAGUACAUUUUUCCUCCUGCCGAAGACUUCUAUAGCUGCCGAACAGGUGGGCUUAGGAGUUUGUAAUGAGGCUGUCACUCCAGACACUGUAGGAGACCAGGAGAUGACUAUACCCAAAAGCUCUGCCAAACAGAAAGACUCGAACAGGGAAAAAUCUAGAGUGGAGUUAGGGAUCAGUAAUCAGGCUGUCACUCCAGACACCGUGGGAGAUCAGGCGAUGACUAUUCAAUCUGUCGGGAAUAUUCGAGAGUUUGAUGACAUCAAUUUAAACAAAGAACCAGGUCAGUGAAGGCGUUGGAUGCCACAGGGAAGGGACUCAAGUGUUCAAAACCUAAAAUCCUUUUGGCGUUCCUCUCAAAAUGACCUUGUUUUGUAGUUUACACGGUUGAGACACACAAAAUAAUAGUUAAAUAUUGUCAAUAGCCAUUAUUAGUAGGCCCUCUUAACGGGCCUGCUAAUGGCUACAUUCGCACUAAUAUUUCUAGAGAAUGACAAGCCGGUAGAAAAUGGAUCAACGCCUGAAAGGACAAUAUCACAGGAUGUGGACAAAUACGCGUCAG
Paramuricea clavata is the source of this 570-nucleotide messenger RNA. NCBI's taxonomy places the organism in Eukaryota, Metazoa, Cnidaria, Anthozoa, Malacalcyonacea, Plexauridae. The record is from the annotation of a GenBank genome assembly.